AUGGCCGGUUAUGGCGGAAACACAUUUACCGAGCGCGAUGGUUGGUGGUUCUGGGGUGCCUGGCUCGCAACCACCACCGGUGCCCUGACUGGCGCUGCUGUAUACGAUGUUUUCGUCUUCAUAGGCGGAGAGUCGCCUGUCAAUUACCCCCCAGCUCGACGUAAGAGAACCAAACUCAAGAAGGCGUUCAAAUGGAGGAAGAGGCUCGGUCUGGGUCAACGAAAGCUCCCGGAAAUCGAAGAGGGUCUCAAGGAUCUAGAGGCUUAG
Molecule: messenger RNA, 267 nt
Organism: Aspergillus melleus
Lineage: Eukaryota; Fungi; Ascomycota; Eurotiomycetes; Eurotiales; Aspergillaceae
Exons: 1
Coding region: 1-267 (88 amino acids)
Source: RefSeq, a predicted model, not a curated record